AGAUUGAGAAUUGGAUUAUAAAUUAUCCCUUUUCUUUCCGACACCCACCUCUCACUUUGCUCUCUCUCCCUCAUAUCUUAUCGACACUGUAAACUAAUUUUAGAGAGAGAGAGAGAGAGAGAUUACAAAAUUAAAGUGGAAAGAUAGAAGCAGCGCGCGGCAAGAACAAUGGAAGGUGUCUCUACAAGCAUGUACAAAGGUUUGAGAGGCUACUGGCGGAGGAGAGGCUACGAGAAGCUAAGUGGGUCGGGUCGACUGACGGAGGUGCGUUCGGGCCGCAAAAGGCGUGCGCGGCGGAUCCGAAUAAAAAUCAAAAUGAGUCGGAAGCUGAAGCUGAGCUUCCUGAGAAUCAGAAGAAUGCCUUCGCCGAAGAAGUUGUUGGUUUGGCUCCGGGACGCCUAUGUCAAACUGAUGCUGGGAUUCGCUAACUCGGGGAUGUUUAGUACCGGCUACGGUGGGCCCAUGUGCGACUACGGUACCGGUUCCUUCGGGAAGGGCCCACUUAAGGAGUAUGAUGAGAAGAUGAUUGUCGAGAUCUACAAGUCACUGAUGCUGGCGCAAGGUCAGUUGGUGGCCCGCGACGCAGCCAAGUUUGGCUCAGAAAUCGUUAGCCGACGGUAAGGUAAAUCCGGACAUCACACACGGUGCAGCCUGCACGCACAACAAGUGAAAGAUAAAAAUGUUGUUGUGUGUUUCCGUUGUAAGUUAAGAUUUUAGUAAUCUCUUGUUGUAAUAAGAUCAUAAUAAUAUGAAUGAAUUCGUUGCUGGAGCCUGGCAGCCUGGCAGCCUGGUGGUGAUAGA
Molecule: messenger RNA, 801 nt
Organism: Prunus avium (sweet cherry)
Lineage: Eukaryota; Viridiplantae; Streptophyta; Magnoliopsida; Rosales; Rosaceae
Source: RefSeq, a predicted model, not a curated record